Molecule: messenger RNA, 1290 nt
Organism: Triticum aestivum (bread wheat)
Lineage: Eukaryota; Viridiplantae; Streptophyta; Magnoliopsida; Poales; Poaceae
Product: cellulose synthase-like protein D4
Exons: 2
Coding region: 1-1107 (368 amino acids)
Biological process (GO): cellulose biosynthetic process
Cellular component (GO): membrane
Molecular function (GO): cellulose synthase (UDP-forming) activity
Source: RefSeq, a predicted model, not a curated record
AUGUCCUGCAAGAUGCGCGGCUGCGACAUGCCGGCGUUGGCGGCCACCCGCCCUGUGAUCUGCGAGGAGUGCUACAUGGACUGCAUCGCCGCCUCCGGCAACUGCCCAGGCUGCAAGGAGGCCUACUCCGCCGGCAGCGACACCGACGACUCCGUCGACGAGGACGACGACGACGCCAUCUCCUCGUCGGAGGAGAGGGACCAGAUGCCCAUGACAUCCAUGUCCAAGCGCUUCUCCAUGGUGCACUCCAUCAAGAUGCCCAUGCCCAGUAGCAACGGCAAGCCGACCGACUUCGACCACGCCCGGUGGCUCUUCGAGACCAAGGGCACCUACAGCUACGGCAACGCUCUAUGGCCCGAGAACGAGCACGGCGGCGGCGGCAACAGCGCUGGGGCCACCUCCGGAUUCAUCGGCAUCGAGGAGCCGCCCAACUUCGGUGCCCGCUGCUGCCGGCCCCUGACGAGGAAGACCAGCGUCUCUCAGGCCAUACUCAGCCCAUACAGGUACCAAUUCCUCGCAAUGCAUGCGCCACCGACCUCGGAGCCAGUGCUUGGCGGUGAGCCGGCGGAGUCCGGUGCGCUGAUCGACACGACGGGCGUGGACAUCCGGCUGCCGAUGUUGGUGUAUGUUUCGCGCGAGAAGAGGCCGGGGUAUGACCACAACAAGAAGGCCGGCGCCAUGAACGCGCUGGUCAGGACGAGUGCCAUCAUGUCGAACGGGCCCUUCAUCCUCAACCUGGACUGCGACCACUACGUGCACAACUCGGCGGCACUCCGCGAAGGGAUGUGCUACAUGCUCGACCGCCGCGGCGACCGUGUCUGCUACGUGCAGUUCCCGCAGCGGUUCGAGGGCAUCGACCCCAACGACCGGUACGCCAACCACAACCUCGUCUUCUUCGAUGUCGCCAUGCGCGCCAUGGACAGGCUGCAGGGCCCCAUGUACGUCAGAGGCUGCAUCUUCCGCCGCACCGCUCUGUAUGGGUUCAGCCCGCCGCGCGCCACCAAGCACCACGGCUGGCUCGGCACGAAGAUCAAGCUGUUCCUGCGGAAGCCCACCAUGGGGAAGAAGACGGACAGGGAGCUGGUCAUGGCGAUUUUGCAAAAAUAACCCCGAAUCGAGUAGUAUUCACCCUAGGAUCGACUAUGUGGCGGUCAAAGCCUAGCUGGCGGCCGCUGACUCGGCCAAGUCAGCGAAUACGUAAACAAAAUCGUACAUACGGACCAAAGUGAACCCUGUGCGCAAGUAUAUGGACCGUAGUUCGGGUAUUUUGAAGUAGUGGUACCAAAGUGU